CUGGGAAUAACAUUUCGUAAUUUGUACUGGUCAUUUUAUGGCUAUCUGGCUCCAUGGGACUACAAGCUAAUUGUGGGUAAUGCUGGCCCCAACCAGGAACCAACCGAACACACAAUCACGAAUUAUGUCGGCGAAGUAACAAUUGCCGCAUUUCAUAUUGCCGUUGUGAUUACAUUGAUAAAUCUUAUGAUUUCGAUGCUAGUUCGAACAGCGAGCGACGUCCUGGCAAGCUUUCUUUCUUGUUAA
Gongylonema pulchrum is the source of this 246-nucleotide messenger RNA. The record is from the annotation of a GenBank genome assembly. Lineage: Eukaryota; Metazoa; Nematoda; Chromadorea; Rhabditida; Gongylonematidae.